This is a messenger RNA of Camelina sativa (false flax), 862 nucleotides long. RefSeq lists its product as uncharacterized. Gene Ontology annotation, cellular component: BORC complex; BLOC-1 complex; synaptic vesicle. Lineage: Eukaryota; Viridiplantae; Streptophyta; Magnoliopsida; Brassicales; Brassicaceae. The record is from RefSeq and is a predicted model, not a curated record. Gene Ontology annotation, biological process: intracellular protein transport; endosome to lysosome transport; regulation of synaptic vesicle exocytosis. Gene Ontology annotation, molecular function: SNARE binding.
CUUGGCUCUCAUCUUCUUGUCGCUGUGGAUCGAAUCAGAGAAAGAGAAGGCCUUGUUAAAAACAAGCCAAUAUAUAUACAACAAACAUAUUGAAAACCCUAAAAAUAAAAACCUUUUAAUUGAAAAUAGUUAAACUUCUCAGGGAUAUUAUCGUCAUUAUUCCCUUUAAUAAAAAAGUAUCUUAGAAGUUCCCAAACAAAAAAAACCUCGCCGGGAAAUGGAGCAGGAACCAGAAUCGGACCGCCGCGAUUCAGCUGAUGCGAUGACUACUACAAGCUCCACCGCCGUAGAAGGCGGUGGAGGAGAAGCAAUGGCUGGAGGCUUAUCAGCGAUGCUGGAGUCAGUCAUCAAAGACUUUGACUCUAAAGCUCUCGAUACGCUCAAUAGCCAAGACAAACUCUCCGCUUCCCUCGAUCGCUUAAUCCAAGAGCUAGAUCAAUUGCUGGAGAACGCUCCGUUGCCGUUUAUAGUACAACACGCAUCGAGAAUCACAAGCGUCAAACAAAGAGUUUCGUCGCUUAAUCUUGUCCUUAAAUCUAUUCAAAGGCGUAUCGAUCACAUCGAUCACAUGCUCUCUGCCAACUCCUCCUCCACCACCCUAGACAAAACAUCCUCGGAAACUUCAUUAUGAGUUUAUGACCAAAACACACACACUACUCUUGUCUUUCUCUGCUUUUAGUGCUUACUGCUUCGGGUUUGGUAGCAGAGAGAAUCAAAGAGGUGAUGAGUUUUUUUUUUUUUUUUUUUUUUUAAGUUAUGUACAACAAGUUUGCAGUUUGCUCAUCGUUUUGGUGUUAUUGGGCUUCUCUAGUGGGCUUUUUUUUGUAAUUUCGAAUACCCCCAAUUUUCCAUUUUUAUUUGU